AAAUUGUGUAACACGUGUGACAUUUAGCGAAUGUUGUGUAAGUGAAAAACCACUUGUAGAACAUGUUUUUCAUAUAUGUAUUAAACCAGUAACGUAUAUUUAAUUUACCAUACCCUCGUUGAUAAUUAAUUCCUCACUUAUCAUUAUUUUAAUUAUCCAAGUGACUUAAAUGAUUUGACAGGACAUUUACUGAAAAAUUCUUAUCAAUAAUAAUAGAGUAAAUUUUUUUCUUUGCAUAACGAUAACUAAAAAUAUAUAUGUAAAUAACUUAACAAAUGUCACUAAAAAUUACGCGUGUGUCAAAACCUUCAUUGAUGUGGGGGAAAUUUAACAAGUGGCUGUUCCAGUCUCUCAAUAACUUUGCGCACAUACAAGUCAUUUGGAUCACAUCAUAUACAUAUUGUUUUUUUUUACCAUUUAUUAACUAAUAAAUAAACAAUUUUUCAAUCAUCAACCAGACAAUUUUAUUGGCGACAAUCAAUUAUUAUUAUUAUUAAGAAAACGUUGGUAAAGAGGCAAUAAUAAGAGUAACAGACUGGUUAAGAGGAAUCUGGGAGAUGAGAAGGAACGGCGGACCAGUGCAGCAAUGGGUUGACUCCAUUCCAUCUCCGACAAAAUCUUCAAUUGACAUCCACGUUGAGUCUCAUGAAAGUUCAUCGUCAUUAGUACCUGAGGACCAUCACUUUAAAAAAGUGUCAUCACUUAAAAAUCCAAUCAUGACUUUAUCAGCACCAAGCUCACCAGCAAUUACAAUGUCAGGCAUUCCAAGAUUAGUACGAGAUCCAAGUCUACAAUCUGACAGCAGCCACUGUAGCAGCGUGGAAAGUCUUCUGGAGUUACGUAAACCGGAUCCGGAAGCUAUUCUUCUGGGUCUAGGAUUCGGUGGUUGUUACAAUAAUGCCCAACCUGAUGGACCACUUUCGCGAAUCCCAAAAAGAUUUUUGCAGCCUUCUAAGCUCCGGGGUAUUGUUAUAGAUGACUUCGUAAGACAGCAGCAAGAGACCAAUGAGUCAAUCGAUACUGCAUCGUUGGGAUACCGCGGACUCACUGGAUCACCAUAUGUAGCGCCAUCAGAAAUAGUUCAAAAAAUCAUGGAGCGUUUACGGGAACACGAGAGUCAUGAAUUGGACCUACAAACAAGUUACAAUAAUAAUAGCAACAAUCAAAAUAAUGAUAGCAAUGCAGAGUCAUACAAUUCUCAUGCAAUGCCGGAAGUUCGACUCUCUGUACUGUCACCCAACAAUAGACAAUUUCUUAAUAGAGAACGUUCACGAAGUCCUGACAUGCGAAACAAACGUAUGAUCAUAGGACAAAAAUCAUUUGCUUUUAAUGGAGACGGUGAACUUAUAGAAAUAAUAAAACCUGAUAAUCACCAGGAUUGUGUACCAAGUGACAACUCGACUGACUCUAAAACUGACAUAAAAAAUUCCUAUAGAUCAAGCUCAAUUACUGAUAAUAAAGAAUUUAUUUGUCAGACACAUGAUAAUAAAUCAUCAGAAAAAUUAAAAAGAAAAAUAAUAAAACAAAAAUUUAUUGAUGAUACUUUUGAUUCAUUAUCUGGAUCGGGUCUAAGUACAAUUGAAUCUAAAUCAACCGCAGAUGAUUUAAAUUCAAGUAGUAAUAUAAAUAUAUCAGUAAAAAAUAGUGGAAGGAAUUGUAGUUUAAAUUCAAGACAAUCACGUAAACUUACACGGGAUAAUAGACAUCAACAAGAAUGUGAUGUGACGUCAAAUAGCUUUCGAAGAGCCAGUGAUGGUUCGCAUUAUUUUGAUGAUAAACAUUCAAGCCACAGUAGCGAGGAAGGUCGGCGGUUCAGUGACGGAGUUAUAAAACAGGCUUCUGAUAGAAGACGGAGUUUUCGUCGUCAAGCAAGAAUUAAUGACGUCGAAGCUGCGUCUUAUGAGAAUGAAAUCGAUGUUCCAGUUGACCAAGAAAGUAUAAAAUUACCAUCUAUAACUAUCAGUUCGAGUGAACGUUUAGAGCCAGAGCUUAAGUCUGACACUUGUAAUUCAGAACGUAGUGAGCUUUGCUGUACAAGUGACCAGUCGGAACAAUUAUGUAGACAUGAUGCUGAUUCUCCAGGCUGCUGUUAUCAUGCCAGCAGCACUAGUUGUUGGAGAAAAAUGCGGAAAAUAAUGAAGAAAAAUCAAAAACUGGAGAACAUGGUUGCCAAAAAUAGACAAGAAAUGGCUGAGAUUCGAGGGAUGCUCAGCAACGUCUUAUCUGUGAGAAUGGAACCUGGAUUUUGAUUGCUCAGAUAAUCAAAAAAAAUAAUUAUUUAAUCAAGUGCCAAGAGUUCUUAAUUAUAGCGCCAAUUUAAUUUUUUAAGUAUCUAUAUACGUAAUUAGUUAAAUUUGAAGCCUAAAUACAUAAUUAAUUAAACAAAGACCUCAUUUGCCUUAAAUAUUUUGGCUGUUUAUAAGUAAUCUUGUUACUUUAUACAAAGUUUACUUACAAUCACGUAAUUGUUUUAAAUAAACUCGUUAUCGUCUGGUUAAAGAAACUGAUAUCAGUAAAUUAAGGAGGUUCGACCGACACUAGUAAUUCAUUACUUUAAUUUAUAAUAACAUAACGAAUUCAUAAAUUAAUAUUUAUUACUUAUUUGAUUAAAGAAAGUAAUUAAAUGACUUGGUUAUUUUUGACUACAUAGAUAAAGUACUUCUUUACAUGUACACUAAGUUUCAAAUCUUAAAGUUGGAAAAUCCUUCCUACCUUACAUUCAGUCGAACCUCCUUAACAAGAGAAAAGUUUGAUAAUAAAAUGGAAAGAAAAAAUUAAGUGAUAGUCUUCCAAUAAUUAAAAAGUAGUUUCUUUGAUUCCAUUUGUUUUUAUUUUUUGUUAUCAGACAGAAAAUUAAAAUAGUGCCUAAAAAAAAAAAAAAAAAAAAAAAAAAAGAAAUGAUUGAAUAUAUUUAUUUUAUUAGAAAUUCAAAAAUAUUUUUUAGGAAAUUUAAUAAUAGAAAAAAAAAAUAUGAUACUGACAUUAGCCGACGUCUGAUAAUUUUUGGAUUUUUUUAAAAAUGAUUAAUAAAAAAAAAAAUUUCAGAUAAUCGCACAUGCAGUUUUUAAAAUUUUCUACAUGUGUAUAUUCUUAGUU
Messenger RNA from Microplitis demolitor, 3096 nucleotides. It is a transcript of the gene olf186-M, whose product is annotated as probable serine/threonine-protein kinase DDB_G0283337. The coding region runs from base 558 to 2249 and encodes 563 amino acids. Lineage: Eukaryota; Metazoa; Arthropoda; Insecta; Hymenoptera; Braconidae. Gene Ontology annotation, molecular function: signaling receptor binding. The record is from RefSeq and is a predicted model, not a curated record. The transcript has 5 exons.